GAAGGACGCUACUAGGCGAAGAGUGGAUGGUUUCUUGCGAAUCGAUCUCGGGAGACGCGCCUCCCGAAGUGGAGGAGGACGAGGCCCUUCGAAUUGGCAAAGGCGAAGAUCGUCCGACACCAGAGAUCCAGAUGGCGCCUUCGAGUUCGAAGAAGACUCUCGAGAAUGAGUCCGUGAAAAGUGAAAAUUGUGAGAAAAGUGAAAAGUUCCGCCUGGGUAGAACCAGAACGAAAAGCUCCUGCAACAAAAGUUUUAGACGCCUUGAAGGCAGUGCUACGAGAAAUCGUGGAAAGAACCUAGUGAAGCCUAGUGCCGGCGUCGAACCUAGUGACGGCUUUGAGAGUAGAGCAGAGUUGGAGUUGGUGGGCAAAAAGCAACAUUGCAUGAGACUGCAGAAGUUCGUAGCGUAUGCGUUCCGCAGUGAACUGGCAGUGGCGGAGAACGGCGUGGAUGGCAGCUUUCCUCGUGCGGCAGUGAGUGCACAUCACGCCUGCGAACAGCGCAAGGUCUACGUGAAUGGGGAGCCUCGAGCCAACGACUCCUUCGUGCAUGAUGGUGACUUAGUGGCGUUGGAACUAGAGGAUGUCCGCCACAACUUGGAUCAUCGACCCCACGAGGCGCAAGUUGGAGCAUCAGCUUGGAUCAUCCACCACAACUUGGACGAGGGUCAUCAACUACACGAGGAGUGCGGCGCAACCCUACAUAGUGCACUGGAUUCAAAAAAUGGGCACUCCUCCGCCUCCCAGAUCCGCUGGCGGGGAAGCAGCGCUUGUGUCCGCAUCAACCCGGGGAGAAGGAAAAAUGACUUUCAUGAUUACGCGUGUCCUUGUAAUCCUGUCUCUCCUUCAUUUCCUCUUAACCUGCUUCUCUACAAGACAUCUAGCCUGUACAUGUUGAUGCCUGUGUAA
This is a messenger RNA of Amoebophrya sp. A25, 908 nucleotides long. The record is from the annotation of a GenBank genome assembly. NCBI's taxonomy places the organism in Eukaryota, Dinophyceae, Syndiniales, Amoebophryaceae.